Messenger RNA from Lethenteron reissneri (Far Eastern brook lamprey), 1393 nucleotides. RefSeq names its product E3 ubiquitin-protein ligase RNF166-like. Gene Ontology annotation, biological process: ubiquitin-dependent protein catabolic process; protein polyubiquitination. The record is from RefSeq and is a predicted model, not a curated record. Gene Ontology annotation, molecular function: ubiquitin protein ligase activity. Lineage: Eukaryota; Metazoa; Chordata; Hyperoartia; Petromyzontiformes; Petromyzontidae.
CCCCCUUCUCGGCCCCUCCCCUCCCUCUGACCCCGCCCCUCGUGAUGUCGUCAGUGGCGGCAUCGUCAUCAUGGCCUUCUCUCCCGUGGCGGCCGUGGGGCCGCGCGACUCGCUGGGCGCCUUCAUCUGCCCCAUCUGCCUCGAGGUGUUCACGGCGCCGUGGGACACGGGCUGCGGGCACACGUUCUGCGAGGCGUGCCUGCACCGCUGCCUGUCCACACAGCAGCCCCAGUGCGCCGUCUGCCGUUCCCCACUGGCCGCCAGGGAUGCGAGGCGCAACGAGGCCGUGGAACGCACCAUGGCUGAGAUGCUGGCGCCGUGCUCGGCCUGCUCGGAAAAGGUGCGCGUGUCCGACUUCCGAGCUCACACGUCCACCUGUGCACAAGCCCAGAAGGCGCAGAUUGCAUUCCAGACGCCCACCACGACUGCUGCCAGGUACGGCCGACGCUGCCGCUCCCCUCAGAGCCUAGGCCCCAACCGUUUCACGUUCAUGUGCCCGUACUGUGGCACCCGCAACCUCGACCAGGACGACCUCCUGCGGCACUGCAUGGAGCGGCACCACUCGGACCGCACGCGCGUGGUGUGUCCAGUGUGCGCAUCAAUGCCAUGGGGCGACCCCAACUACUGCAGCUCAAACUUCAUCCAGCACCUCACGCACAGGCACCGCUUCUCCUACGACACCUACGUGGAUUACCAGGCGGACGACGAUUCCACCCUACAGGAAGUGCUGCAGCGCUCCCUCCAGGAAAAAAUUAAGCGAGUGGACAAUGUCGCGUGAACUCCGCGAUCUUGAUGCGGCGGGGCGGAGAAGGAUGUUGGACGGCGUUCGGGUGGCGUCGGCAUCGAAGAUCGGCGCCCGUCUUGUCCGUGGCAAUUCCCAGCAGGGUGGGAGCCCGUGGUGCCGUGACAACACUACGGACCGGCACUUCCACACCGCCCUCCGUCCUUCCGUCAGUCCACUCAGUUGCCGACGAAGUUUGCUUUACAAUGGGCUGGCAUAAAAAAAAAAGACAGCAAGCAGAAAAAAAAUCAUGAUUGCAAUGGUUUUAAAUGCAGCAAAAAAAAUAUAGCUUUGUUGGGGUUAAAAUAUAUAUUUAUAUAUUUUUCUGUUCUGAACAAAAUAAUUGGCGGCAAUUCUUGUUGGAAAGGUAUAAUGUACCCCAGUCGACCCCAUACCUCUCCCCCAAACCCCUUUUCCCCCCUCCCACCAUCCCCUAAUUGCGGCUGUCAAUCUCGUUAAUCGUUUGUAAGUCUGGCUGUGACGCAAAUGUCUGAAAGGCUGCUGCACUUCCAGCGUUUUCGUUUUUUCGCUUCUCAAAUUGUUUGCGGACGGGUGUUUUGUCUGUGAGAUCACUCAGCAAUAAUUAAAGGACGUAACCCCGAAGGCUUCCCA